Lasiodiplodia theobromae is the source of this 1206-nucleotide messenger RNA. Its product is annotated as Tubulin-tyrsoine ligase-like protein. Bases 1 to 1206 code for a protein of 401 amino acids. The record is from RefSeq and is a predicted model, not a curated record. Lineage: Eukaryota; Fungi; Ascomycota; Dothideomycetes; Botryosphaeriales; Botryosphaeriaceae. The transcript is spliced from 3 exons.
AUGGCGACCGCCGCUCCGCCCGACACCAAGCCCGCCCAGCCCGCCGCCCCGACGACCACGCAGAAGCCCGACGACAAGCCAGUGCGACACCCCCACAAUGCGGGUGCGCUGCUCGAGUCGAUGCAGGCCAUGCUCAAUGGCGCGCUGCUCGAAAUCGGCCAUAGCAUGAAAAACCCCCAACGCCCGAAGCUCACCUUCCCGUCGACCCAAGGCCUCAACGGACCCAGGCACAACAACAUCUCCAUCUCGGCCAGCUACGAGCGCUUUCACCAAUGCCUUGAUGAAAUUGAGCACGAGCUUUUCCGCGCGAAAGCCGUCCUGCGCCGAGACCUCGCCGUGAAGCGUGAAGAGCGCGAGAAGCGCGAGAAGGCAGAGCAGGAGCGCGCCCUCGAAGCCGCACAGAAGAUUGCCGCCGAGAAGAAGGCUGCUGCACCCCCUCCGGUCGUGCCCGUCAAGCAAGAGAAGCAGCAGAAGGAUGUCGACAUGACAGACGCACCGGCAGCCGCGCCCGCCAGCUCGAAGUCCACGGCGGGAGCGCCCUCCGUCGCUGCGCACACGCAUCUUCCACCUCGGCCGCCGGCCAUCCAGACCCAAGCAUCGACUGGCGAUUCAGCGCAGCCUGCGCCUGCAACUGCUACGACGGACGACCUGUUCGGCCGCACUCCCACCACUGCGGGUGUCAACAAUAAUGCCGACUUCGACAGCAUGUUCGAGGAUUUCGCAGCCAGCAACGACAACGAGAACAACGGAGGUGACACUGCCAUGGGCGGCGACGGUAAUGAUGAGUUUGACUUCGCACUACUCCCCGGUCUUGAGAGCUAUGCGAACAGCGACUCCAACGAUGGCCCUGGCGGAUCCAGCACGAACAAGGACGCCGCGAUUGAGAUCGAUUUCAGCGCGCUUGACAACACGGCCGAGAAGAAUAAGGCUGCCGAAGAGGAACAGAAGAAGAAGCGAGAAGAAGAAGAAAAGAAGAAGAAGGAAGAAGAGGAAAAGAAAAAGAAGGAAGAAGAGGAGCAGAAGAAGCAAGACGAGGCUCAGCAGAACCAGCAGCAGCAGGACAGUCAGGACCUCAACGAUAUGUUCGGCCAGGGUGACUCCACGUUCGAUGACCUAUUCAACUACACCGAUUUCGACAUGGGAGGCGCGGGUGGUAGCACUGGCGGUGGCGAUACAACGUUCGAUGACGACUUCUUCAAUAUCUGA